CGCAUCCUGCCCUUAUCUCGCCCGCCCAGCCAGGCUCGGCUGCCGAAGCGAAAGUAAUUGGUGCUGGGGCCGCCCCGCCCCGCACGAUGCCCCUCACCAUGGCGCCUGGCCUCCUCCUCCUGCUGCUGCUGGCGAGCGGGGCCCGGGGUGCCCUGGUGGUCUCCGUCCCCACCUCCCGGGUGCAGGCCCAGCCAGGCUCAGACGUGCUCCUGGGCUGUCACUUCUCCAUGGGAGGGGCCGUGGACCUGAUGGAGCUGGUGGUGCAGUGGAAGCUGGGGAACAGCCUGGUGGCCGAGUUCGAUAACGUCCCAUUGUACCCCAGGGCCGGGGCUAGCCUGUCCCUGGAGUGGCUGCGGGUCGGCAACGCUUCCCUUCUCCUCCCGCGGGUGGGGGACACCGAUGCCGGGCUCUACACCUGCAUAGUCAUCGUCCCCCCGAACCGGGAGAGUCGGCAGGUGGAGCUGUGCGUGGAAGCCCCGCCCCAUGUCUCAGUGCGGGGCACCGAGGUGAGGGUCGGCGAGCAGAACCACGUGAUCUGCAGCGUGAGCAACUUCUACCCCGGGAGCGUGAGCGUCGCUUGGCUGCGGGACGGGCUGAUUGUGGCGGGCUCCAAGACACCCCCCGGCCAGCUGGGCCCCACCGGCCUGUACAGCACGACCAGCAUCCUCCCGCUCGUGCCCAGCAUCCCCGACGCCAGCGCCAACUACUCCUGCCACGUGCAGCACGUCGCCCUGGAGGCGCCGAUCCAAGCAGCCUUCCGGCUGAGCGUGUUCUCCCCGCCUCGGCUGACCCUGCUGCAGCCCCUGGUAACGUUGGAGGGGCAGGUCACUCUGCAGUGCCUGGUGAGCGGCUACCACCCCGCCGAGAUCAGGGUGCAAUGGCUGCGGGACGGGGUGCCCCUGCUCACCAUGGAGUCGCCCCCCACAAAGGAACCCAACGGAUCCUUCGCGCUCCGCAGCAGCUGCAUCCUCGACCGUCCAGAGAGCAAUGCCCAGGCCAACUUCGCCUGCCGUGUGCAGCACCUGGCGCUGGCCACCCCGCUGGAGCACACAGCUGUCUGGAGAGUCCCCGCCUGCCCCAAGUCAUGGACAUGGACAUGGGUGGGAACCAUGCUGCUCCUGCUGCUGCUCCUCGCGUGGGUCGUGUGCCAGUGCUGUAACAUCAGCAUGUCCGAGAUCCGUCAGGGGCAGUGUUGGCUGGAGGGCAGCAUCACCGUGCUGUGGUGCGAGGUGGAGGGCCGGCUCCAGGCCACAGACCAUCUGGCCUGGGCGAGGCUGUGCCUGGAGAAGGAGUCUGGGUGGCCCGGGGAGCUGAGUGCGCCCAUGCAGAAGUGGGAGUCGGACCAGCACCAGGUGUUGACAUGGCGGUGCCCCCUCCGGCUGGGCAGGGAGCGGCUCAUGUCUUGUCUGAUCGUCUGCCCUGCGGGGAGCAGCGAAGACACCUUCGCCUGCACGUUCCAGCCAGGCACGGCCGGCAGGCAGGUUCAGCAGAGGCUCAUCACUGUCUCCAGUGUGCAGGGGGUCACGCCGGAUAUGGAUCUCAGCAGCUGCCUGUGAGGGCCCGGAGCAGCACGGGUGGCCCCACGCUGACGAACGCCUGCCGGGACUCAGCCCAUGGCAUUCACCAGGGAGGGGACCAGCGCCUGGGGAAGGUGCCUUAGCCAAGCACAGGGCCCCUUCUGGCCUUGGACUCGAUGGCCCGUGGAAAUCUGGAGUGGGAAGGGGGUACAGAGGGAGGGGAGAACGUGAGUGGGGGAUCCUGGGAGGCAGAGCUGGGUGUCACAGGGUCCCCGGGCGAUGCUCUGGAACUGCUCCCGACGCAGCCAGUCAGGACUCUGGGAAGUCUCCUCUCUGGGAGCAGCCUGUCUGCAGGACACACAGCUCACCCGGCUUCCCCCUUCCUGGGUCUGACCUCGGAGCAUUCACCAUCCUCUGCCCCUCCGUGCGCUUCCCACAGUGAGUCCGCCCAGGCGGGGUCCUGGGGAAGCCAGAGGGUCCUGCCCCCCAACUCUGCAGUCAGACGUGACUCUCAGCCAGCCAGUAAAACAGAAGGUUUAUUAGACAACAGGAACAUGGUCUAACACAGAGCUUGUAGGUGCAGAGAACAGGACCCCUCAGCUGGGUCCAUUUUGGGGGGCAAUGAGCCAGACAACCCCGUCUGCACUUCACUCCACAUCCCCAGCCAGCCCCAAACUGAAACUCUCUCCAGACCCCCCCCCCCCGGCUUUGUCCCUUUCCCGGGCCAGGAGUUCACCGGAUUCCUUUGUUCUCCCACCCUUUAGCUCUCACCUUGCGGGGGGGCGGGGAGGGAAGGGCCCAGGCCAUCAGUUGCCAGGAAACAGGGCGUUGGCCAUUCUCUGUAUCCAGACCCCUGCCCACACCUGCCCUGUAGGGCUCUGCAAGGAUCACCCUUAUCCCACCACCUAGAUACUUAAGAACUGCCUAGGGGAAACUGAGACACCCCCACACUAUUCAGAGGAAACAUUAAGAACAGUCCCGCUUCGUCACACUGGGGU
Dermochelys coriacea (leatherback sea turtle) is the source of this 2515-nucleotide messenger RNA. RefSeq names its product limbic system-associated membrane protein-like. The record is from RefSeq and is a predicted model, not a curated record. NCBI's taxonomy places the organism in Eukaryota, Metazoa, Chordata, Testudines, Dermochelyidae. Bases 87 to 1556 code for a protein of 489 amino acids. The transcript has 7 exons.